Messenger RNA from Dracunculus medinensis (Guinea worm), 798 nucleotides. The record is from the annotation of a GenBank genome assembly. Lineage: Eukaryota; Metazoa; Nematoda; Chromadorea; Rhabditida; Dracunculidae.
AUGGGAUUUUUUCUUUCGCAACGCGGUUAUUUCAAGGAGACUUAUUUUAUCAACUAUUUAAAAUAUUUGCUUUAUUGGAAGCGUCCUGAGUACGCCAGAGCUUUAAAAUAUCCGCAGUGCUUGCAUUUUUUGGAAGCAGUACAAAGUGCGGAUUUUCGGGAAGCGCUUGCAUGCUCAGCAAAUGCCAAGUUCAUCGAAGAGCAACAAAUGCUUCAGUGGCAAUAUUAUACACGUAAGCGGCAACGUCUUCAUGUAAGCAAUUGCACUUUUCAAAAUGUGCAGUUACUUUGUCUUUCAUUUCUUAUUCUUUUGAUCCCUAUUAUUUGUCCACGAACUGUGGAUUUGCCUUCACGAUGUGAAUCGUGCCUCUUGUUCGCACGAGAAUUGGAAGAAUUAUCGAAAAAAAAUAGUGUAAAAGAUGAACUGUCACUUAUUGAAAUUAAUGAAGAAUUAUGCAACAGGAUGCUUGAUUAUAAAUUACACCAGGAAAAAAAGGGUAUAAAACGUUUCUCAAAACAGGAAAGUUCAACAGCAAAAGCUAUAAAUAAAUUACGAAAGCGAGGCGUUAAAGUUGAACUCGGUAUGCCUGAUGAGAUGUGGGACAAUCCUCCAGUUGAAAUAGUUUCUCUUAAGCAGCAAUGCGAGUCCAUGCUUGAGAAUUAUGAGGAUGAUGUGGCAGCGUGGUACAACGUGAAACCGAAAAUCUCUUCUCAAGAAUAUUUGUGUGAAAAUCGAAUUUUACAUGGAGACGAAUUGUCGUGUUUGAAGGAAAGUAAAGUCGGUCAUGUCGAAUUUUAA